AUGCAAAAUGAUCUGUCUCAAAAGAUAGACAAUGUCCAAUACGCAAUCUCAAGGCUUACCAACCUCAACACAAUGCAAGAAAAAGAAAAGUUUCCUUCUCAACCUCAUCAAAACCCUAAGGGUAUCCAUGACGUGGAGGCUCAAGAGGGAGAAUCUUCAAAGGUGAGGAAAGUCAAAGCAGUUAUCACCUUGAGGAGUGGUAAAGAGUUUGAUCAGCCCACAUCCAAGCCAAAGCAUGAUGAAGAGAGUGUAGCAGAAAAAGAAAAGAAUAUGAUGAAGAAACACAUGCCUCCACCUUUCCCCCAAGCUUUGCAUGGCAAAAAGGGAACCAAUAAUACAUCAGAAAAUUUUGAAGUGUUCAGGCAAGUGAAGGUCAAUAUCCCUUUGCUAGACAUGAUCAAACAAGUGCCGACAUAUGCAAAAUUCUUGAAGGACUUGUGCACUAUAAAGAGAGGGUUGAUUGUGAACAAGAAAGCCUUCUUGACUGAGCAAGUGAGUGCCAUCAUACAGUGCAAGUCUCCACUGAAGUACAAAGAUUCGGGCUGCCCUACCAUCUCAGUGAGUAUUGGAGGGACUUGUUGUGUGGAGAAAGCUUUGCUGGACUUGGGAGCAAGUGUGAAUUUGCUACCCUACUCUGUCUACAAGCAAUUGGGAUCCAGUUGUCAAAGGAACUAA
This is a messenger RNA of Vitis vinifera (wine grape), 675 nucleotides long. RefSeq lists its product as uncharacterized. The coding region runs from base 1 to 675 and encodes 224 amino acids. The record is from RefSeq and is a predicted model, not a curated record. The transcript is spliced from 3 exons. NCBI's taxonomy places the organism in Eukaryota, Viridiplantae, Streptophyta, Magnoliopsida, Vitales, Vitaceae.